UGUGAAUAUAUUGGUCACAUUUGAUCAUUCCCUUGCAAAGAGAGCUUCGUGCUGAGGGCAGGACUGGAGGCUGGCACUGGUGUGGCCUGGCAUAGAUCACCAUUGUCCUGCCCCUCCUUGAGGAACAGGGCCCAGAGCCCUCCUCCACCACCAGAUAGUCCAAGAGAGACCCCUGUCUCAGAACCCUCAUUUCUCCAAAUCUACAAGUACCUUUGUCCUGGGAGGUCUUCAGGACAUGGGUCCUACUGCAUGAGUCCAAUUGUGGUCGCCUGUCCCAUUUUUUUUCCUGGCCAGGUCAGGUUGCAGGUAAUCCCUGACAUCUAAUCUUUGUGGGGUGCAGGUAUUGACCACAGGGAGAAACCAGAGAGCUCUCGCCCCACUGCCAGGUUUAGGCAUAGGGCAGGGUCUCAUCCAAAGCCACCACUAACACCUCCUUGGAAAUGAAAAUAUUAGUCCAGAUUCAGCUCCCAGAAGUUUUUAACCGGGUCUGGCCUGGGUGAGAGCCUUCAGUAUUUCAUUUUAUUCAUUGCUUUUGGUGUCAUAUCUGGUAGUAUUCAGCUUAUUCCUGGUUCUACACUCAGGGAUCAUUUCUGGAGGAGUUCAGGGAAUGUAUAAGGUUCCAGGGAUUGAACCCAGGUUGGUGGCAUACAAGGCAAGCAUUGUAGCUGCUGUAGUAUUGCUUCAGUCCCUAUUACAUUUUUGUUUGUUUGGGUUACAAUUUAAGAUGGAACCAAGGCAUCAAUUCCUCCCUGCACCCCACCCCACACUGCACAGCGGAUCCUCUAUUGGGGUUGGCCUGGAAGGGCACCCAUGUGUCAGAAUUCCCAGAACACCCCCAGAUUCUCUAGCACCAUGUUCCAUGUGGACUUCACUACCCCUCUCACAGUGGCUGUCAGUCCAUUGAUAUUCUCAGUUCAUACUAACUGGAUGAAUGUGUAGCUGCCUGCAUGGCUCAUGGCCAUCUUAGAAUAGGUAGCAGAUAGUUUGUGCUCUCACUCUGCUGAGCCCAAGAAAGGGCAAGAAAACUGUAGUUGUCUCACCUUGUGCAUAUGUAUGUCCAGGACCACUCAGAUCCCCUUGUAUCUCACUACUUUUCUUCCCAGCCCUCUAUUCCGGUGGACGCUCAGCCAGGAGGAAGGAUGCCAGCAACACGAGGGCGAUCCAAGGCGAAGGCAUCAGUGACAUUUGGGGAUCUGGCCAUCUACUUCUCCCAGGAGGAAUGGGAGUGGCUGAGUCCCAUUCAGAAGAAACUGUAUGAAGAUGUCAUGUUGGAAAACUACCAGAACCUGUUCUCUGUGGGACUUGUUUCUCGAAGGCCAAAUGUGAUUACUUUACUGGAGAAGGGGAAGGCGCCAUGGAUGGCAGAGCCAUUGAGAAGAAACAGGGGCUCAGACUCAGGCUCUAAAGGUGGGACCAAGAAGUUACCUUCAAAUCAUUGCAGCAAAGAUGGGCAAAACAUCUGUCAAAAACCAGUUUCUGUACUACAGAAAGUUUCCACGAGAAAGAAAGACUGCAAAAAAAAUUCUGUUCAAUUAAAACCUAAGAAAGUUCAUUCAGGGAAGAAAUCUUUAAAAUGCAGUGACUGUGGGAAAACAUUUAGUAAUAGUUUAUCUCUUAAACUCCAUCAGAAUUCUCAUACUGAAGAGAAGCUUUAUGAAUGCAGUAAUUGCAGAAAAGCUUUCAGACAGAUAUCAUCCCUAAUUAUUCAUCAGAAAAUUCAUAGUUUAAGGAAAUUUCAUGAAUGUGAUAAAUGUGGGAAAAACUUUAUUCAAAGAACAACUCUCAUUCUACAUGGGAAAACUCAUAAUGGAAGAGAAACUGAGUGUGGGGUGACUUUGAGUCACUCAUCUCUUGCUGUACCUCAGAAAAUUCAUGUGGUUGAGAAUGCCCACCAUUGUAGAAAAUGUGGGAAAGCCUUCACUCAUAAGUCAUCUUUUUUACUGCAUAAGAAAGUUCACAGUAGAAAGAAAACACACAAGUGCAAUAAGUGUCGAAAACGCUUCAAUAAGAAAUCAAUACUUGUUAGACAUAAAAGAUGUCAUACUGGAGAGAAAACCCCUGAAAAAGAAAAAGCCUUAAGUCAGAAUCUACAGAAGAAAACUCUCCAAUUCGAGAAUCCUUAUAAAUGCAGGAAAUGUGGGAAAUCCUUUAGUAGGAUUUCAUCCAUUGUGCUUCAUCAGAGAACUCACAUGUCAGAGAAAUCCAUUAAAUGUUAUAAAUGUAAGACGACCUUCAAGCGACUUUCAACCCUUAUUCUACACCUAAGAACUAAAACCUGCAAGAAAGUAUAUGAAUGCAAUAAAUGUGAGAAGAUCUAUAAUCGAUACUCAUCCUUUAUUCAACAUCAGAAAAUUCAUGCAAGGAAAAAGAAACUGUUUGAAUGUAAGGAAUGUGGGAAGAUGUUUUCUGGAACUGCAAACCUUAAAAUACAUCAGAACAUUCAUUCUGAAGAGAAGCCUUUCAAAUGCAACAAGUGCAGUAAAGUGUUUGGUCGCCAAUCUUUUCUUAUUGAGCAUCAAAGAAUUCAUACUGGAGAAAAACCUUAUCAGUGUGAGGACUGUGGGAAAGCCUUCAGUCAUCGAAUAUCUCUUACACGACAUAAGAGGAUUCACACUGAAGACAGACCAUAUGAAUGCGAUCAAUGUGGGAAGGCCUUCAGCCAGAGUGCACACCUUGCCCAACACGAAAGAAUUCAUACCGGAGAGAAGCCGUACACAUGUAAAACAUGUGAGAAGGCCUUUAGUCAACGCACAUCCCUUAUUCUACAUGAAAGAAGUCACACCGGUGAGAAGCCCUAUGAAUGUAAUGAAUGUGGAAAGGCAUUUAGCAGUGGGUCCGAUCUUAUCCGGCAUCAGCGCAGUCAUUCUUCUGAGAAACCCUAUGAAUGCAGUAAGUGUGGGAAGGCUUAUAGCCGGAGCUCUUCCUUGAUUCGACAUCAGAAUUCUCAUUCUGAAGAAAAAGCCUAAGGUCACUUUAAAUAAAUAAAAUCAAAGAGUGAGGCUGUAAAAAAAGUUGGUGGCCACAGAAGCAUGGAAAAUGCAAAUUUUAACACUUUGUUAAAAUGGGAUUGUUUGACAAUAUG
Molecule: messenger RNA, 3082 nt
Organism: Suncus etruscus (white-toothed pygmy shrew)
Lineage: Eukaryota; Metazoa; Chordata; Mammalia; Eulipotyphla; Soricidae
Gene: ZNF667
Product: zinc finger protein 667
Exons: 4
Coding region: 1050-2966 (638 amino acids)
Biological process (GO): regulation of DNA-templated transcription
Molecular function (GO): RNA polymerase II cis-regulatory region sequence-specific DNA binding; DNA-binding transcription factor activity, RNA polymerase II-specific
Source: RefSeq, a predicted model, not a curated record